AUAUAGUAAGGAGUGGUCUCUUUCCUGUCCUCGGCUCACUUCUUCAUCAUCCUUGUCGUGUGGAGAGGGAAGUCAUAUAAAAGCACAAGGCUUGGUGAGUGUGCUGGAGAGGAGCGUUGGAGCGGGACAGUGAGAGGCGAUGUCCCGCUGCAGUCUGAGGGCCCGUCUGGCUCAGUGUCUGUCCGGACAGGUCAGAGCUACUCACACGGGACAGGUACCUACUGUCAGGAAGGACAACUCUGCCGUACGGCCCUUCAAUGAGAUUCCCGGACAAUGGAAGAACAGUGUGGCCAAUCUGUACACGUUCUGGAAAAUGGACGGGCUCAGGAAUAUCCACCGGAUUAUGGUGCACAAUUUCAAUAUGUACGGUCCCAUUUACAGGGAAAAAGUUGGAUACUAUGAGAGUGUGAACAUCAUCAAACCUGAAGACGCUGCUGUCCUGUUCAAAGCUGAGGGUCAUUAUCCCAAAAGACUCAGGGUGGAGGCGUGGACCUCCUACAGGGACUACAGGAACCGCAAAUAUGGCGUCCUGCUCAAAGACGGAGAAGACUGGAAAUCCAACAGGAUCGUUCUGAACAAGGAGGUGAUUUCUCCAAAGGUGCAGGGGAACUUUGUACCUCUGCUAGAUGAGGUCGGUCACGACUUUGUGGCUCGUGUCUAUAAGAAGAUCGAGAGGAGUGGACAGAAUGAAUGGACCACAGAUCUGUCCCAUGAGCUCUUCAAGUAUGCACUCGAAUCUGUGAGUCACGUGUUGUACGGUGAGCGUUUGGGUCUGCUGUUGGACUACAUCGAUCCAGACGCCCAGCACUUCAUCGACUGCAUCACCCUCAUGUUUAAGACCACCUCGCCCAUGCUGUACUUCCCACCGGCCCUACUCCGCCACACUGGCUCCAAAAUCUGGAAGGACCACGUGGAGGCCUGGGACGGCAUUUUUAACCAGGCUGACCGAUGUAUCCAGAGCAUCUACAGACAGCUGAGGAAAAACCCAGAGGACGGUGAGAAGUAUCCUGGAGUGCUGGCCAGCCUCCUAAUGCUGGACAAACUGUCCAUCGAGGACAUAAAGGCCAGCAUCACGGAGCUGAUGGCCGGCGGAGUGGACACGACGUCUAUCACGCUGUUGUGGACGCUCUAUGAAUUGGCGCGACAUCCGGACCUGCAGGAGGAGAUCCGGGCGGAAAUCUCAGCCGCUCGUAUCGCCUCACAAGGAGACACGGUGGAGAUGCUCAAGAUGGUUCCUCUGCUUAAAGGAGCCUUGAAGGAAACUCUGAGGUUACAUCCUGUAGCAGUGAGUCUACAGAGAUAUAUCACUGAGGACAUCGUCCUUCAAAACUACCACAUUCCAGCUGGGACCUUAGUUCAGCUGGGUCUGUACGCGAUGGGUCGUGAUCACCGGAUCUUCCCGCACCCGGAGCAGUACCGUCCCUCUCGCUGGGUGCGAUCCCAGAGCCACUACUUCAGGGGCCUGAGCUUCGGCUUUGGCCCGCGCCAGUGUCUGGGCCGCAGGAUCGCCGAGACCGAGAUGCAGCUCUUCCUUAUUCACAUGUUGGAGAACUUCAGGUUUGAAAAGAAGAGGCAGGUGGAGGUGAGGAGCACGUUUGAGCUCAUCCUGCUGCCUGAGAAGCCCAUCAUGCUCACUAUCAAACCGCUGAACUCCAGCAGAUAGCAGAGCUGCAAACAGGAAAUGAUGUCAAAGACAGAACCAGAUGGAACUCUGAGCUUUGAAGAAAGAAAAAUAUCAACUCUGACAUGAAAUGCCUGUCAAAUGUUUGGACUCAAUUUAUGUUUCUCAUGAUCCUAAAAUUUCAAUUCUUUCAUCAUUUACUCACCCUCAUGUUGUUUCAGAUCUUUAUAAGUUUCUUUCUUCUUUGGAACGCAGAAGAUAUUUUAAAGAAUGUUGGGAACACUGAGACAUUUUUUAAAGAAUCCUCCACAGAAGAAAGAAAUAUUUUGGAAUGACAUUAAUAAGAGUCUUUUCAUUCUAAUUUUUAAACUAAUUUUUCUUAGCUAUUCUACUCAUUUGUUUCACUUUUCUAUUAUUCUAAAAUAUUAUUAAUAAAGAAUGGGUAUAGCAGGUGUGCCCACAUUUUUGACUGGCACUAAAUGUCAGGCUGUUUUGUUAUAUUUAUUUCAGAAAAGCAAA
Labeo rohita (rohu) is the source of this 2140-nucleotide messenger RNA. Its product is annotated as cholesterol side-chain cleavage enzyme, mitochondrial. Bases 140 to 1663 code for a protein of 507 amino acids. NCBI's taxonomy places the organism in Eukaryota, Metazoa, Chordata, Actinopteri, Cypriniformes, Cyprinidae. Gene Ontology annotation, biological process: cellular response to peptide hormone stimulus; C21-steroid hormone biosynthetic process; cortisol metabolic process. Gene Ontology annotation, molecular function: heme binding; oxidoreductase activity, acting on paired donors, with incorporation or reduction of molecular oxygen; iron ion binding. The transcript has 9 exons. Gene Ontology annotation, cellular component: mitochondrial inner membrane. The record is from RefSeq and is a predicted model, not a curated record.